This is a messenger RNA of Megalobrama amblycephala (Wuchang bream), 5606 nucleotides long. RefSeq names its product protein phosphatase 1, regulatory subunit 37 (gene ppp1r37). Lineage: Eukaryota; Metazoa; Chordata; Actinopteri; Cypriniformes; Xenocyprididae. The record is from RefSeq and is a predicted model, not a curated record. The transcript is spliced from 15 exons. The coding region runs from base 648 to 3881 and encodes 1077 amino acids. Gene Ontology annotation, molecular function: protein binding.
GGGGUGAUGACGUAUCUCCGAACAGUCAACACAGACGCGCACAGUCGGUCCGGACUGAAGCUACAACGGGGCCGAUAUUUCUCUCUUUUUCUGCUGUCUGUGCGCUUUGGCGAUGUGAAAAACAUCAUUCAUACACGGCGGCCGGAAUAGAGUGUUUACACGGCGCAAACGAUUCCGUUCGUGGCGGUUUUGGGGCAUGAGAGCGCGCUCCGGAGUGUGACGCCUGUGUUUAUUCGCGUUCACUGCGACACGGAAAGUGACAGUGCAGGAUUCCUCGUCUUGACAGCUAAAAGACACGACUGGAGCGUCAAACAUUUAGAUUAUUGGCUUAAGGACUCCGUUUUACUACUUUAAUGGUGUUGGUGUAGGACAGCAGGCCGGUGGAGAAAGCCUGAUCAUCAUCACCAUAAUCUUCAUCACCCCUCGGCUUGUUUAUAGUUGCUUUAAAUGCAUCUGUCAGUGCUUAACUUAGUUUUCAACGCGAAUUUACAGUAUUAAUAGUGGACAGGGACGUUAAUAACACAAUGUUUGCUGAUAAUGUGCAUGUGAGACUCUUUUAAUGCGGCUAAAACUGAUUGUGAAAGAUGUUGUAGGUGUCUACAACGUGGAUUGGAGCACUUAAUAUUAAAAACACAGUGAUUUUCCUGAUGCAACCUUUAAAAAUCAUUACCACAGCGACGUAUGAAUGGAGCGAGGGUGUGACAGGCAGUGGCGUGCUCCAGCUCCCUGGAAAUGAGAAAAUGAAUUGCGAGGAUCAAGCUGGAGAGUUGUGCAAUGCUAUAGAUUUGUGUAAUGUGCCUGAUAACACUAUAUCACAUGAAAUCCUUCCUCGUGACGGCCUCCUGCUGAUGGAUGGAGACCAAGGGGAACGGGACGCUGCUGUCCUGGCCAGGUUAAAAGACAUCCAUUUGAAGGAUGAUGAUUCCACAGAGCUCAAAGCACCGCAUAGUCAAAACAAUGGAUCCAUCGCGGUGUCGGCCGACCCUGUUAAUGGUUCUGCCGCUGACCUGAACAAGUUUGAGGAACCGCCGGUGACCAACUGUUCUGUUGGAGAUGCUGGUAAUGAAGCAGGUGAUUAUGAUGAUGAUAGUGAGAUGGAUAUCGGUGUGGAUUUAAGUCUGGAUGAAAAUGGCAUUUUAGAGUUCGAGCCAGCCCAGACUCAAACUGAGGAAAGUGCCUCUCUUUGCGAUAACUCUCUAAUAUCAGAAACUGUCAUAGAACUGCAUUCGCAGACUCCUUCUGAGGAGCGUAGCGUCGAUGUGCCCUCGGAGACGGUCUCCACGGCUGCCACACCGGGCGAGGGAGUUGGGAUUAAGCACGGGUCAAAGAGGGUGACCUUUCCAUCAGACGAGGACAUCGUCUCUGGUGCGGUCGAGCCGAAGGACCCUUGGAGACACGCCCAGAAUGUGACGGUGGAGGAGAUUCUGAAUGCCUACAGACAAGCAUGCCAGAAGCUCAACUGCAAACCAAUCCCAAAAGUGCUCAAACAGAUACAGUCAUCUUUAUACUGCAAAGGUGGAACAGAAGCUGCAUCUGACAUGGACUUAAAAGACCUGACACAGCGAAAUGAGUGCCUAGACCUCAAAGGAGAGAAGCUGGACUAUAAAUCGUGUGAAUCUCUGGAGGAGAUCUUUAAGAGGGUUCAGUUUAAAGUAGUAGAUCUGGAACAGACCAACUUGGACGAGGACGGAGCAUCAGCUUUGUUCGAUAUGAUAGAGUACUAUGAAUCCGCCACUCAUCUCAACAUCUCCAGCAACAAGCACAUCGGCACCCGCGGCUGGCAGGCCGCCGCACACAUGAUGAGGAAGACGAGCUCUCUGCAGUACCUGGACGCCCGUAACACCCCACUCUUGGACCAUUCGGCUCCGUUCGUGGCCAGAGCGCUGCGGAUCAGCGGCAGCCUGGCGGUCUUGCACCUGGAGAACGCCGGCAUCUCAGGACGACCGCUUAUGCUGCUGGCCACGGCACUGAAGAUGAACAUGAACCUCAGAGAGCUGUAUUUGGCAGACAAUAAGUUGAAUGGUCUGCAGGAUUCGGCUCAGUUGGGGAAUCUGCUGAAGUUCAACUACAACAUCCAGAUUCUGGACCUGAGAAACAAUCACAUACUAGACUCAGGGCUGGCGUAUAUAUGUGAGGGUCUCAAGGAGCAGAGGAAGGGUUUGGUCACUCUGGUGCUCUGGAACAACCAGCUCACACACAAUGGCAUGGGCUACCUGACCGCCGCUUUGCCGUUCACUCAAAGCUUGGAAACAUUGAACCUGGGCCAUAAUGCAGUAGGGAACGAAGGAGUGCACAAACUGAAAGAUGGACUUGUAGCAAACCGGUCCAUCCUCAGGCUGGGUCUGGCCUCCACCAAACUCUCCUGUGAAGGAGCGGUCGCUAUAGCAGAGUUCAUCGCGGAGAGUCCGAGGCUCCUCCGGUUAGACAUGCGGGAGAAUGAAAUCAAGACCGGGGGCCUCAUGGCUCUCUCCCUUGCCUUUAAAGUCAACACAUCUCUGCUCCGACUCGACCUGGACCGAGAGCCCAAGAAAGAGACGGUGAAGAGUUUCAUUGAGACACAGCGCGCCCUGCUGGCAGACAUUCAGAAUGGCUGCAAGAGAAACUUCAUCUUGGCCAAAGAGAAGGAAGAAACAGAACAGAAAAUGAGACAGUCAGCUUCAAUGCCAGAAAUUGCCACAGAGGACCAAACUCAGGAGGAUGAAGAUGCAUCUGCUGAGAAAAGCGAGGAAGAAAAUGCUGCCGUUCAGAAAGACGCAACCAAGGAGGAUGUAUCUGAGAAUCAAGAAGUCAAAGUUCAAGAAGCGACACUGCAAGACGACUCCGACUCGGACACUGAGGAUGAGGACAUAGUGGAUUCGUCGAAUGCUUCUGCAAAGACCACAUCUCCCAUACCGAUUCCUGCAAUAAACACCUGUAAGGUCGUGCCCUUAGCACCGCCGUUACCAGGAUCUCCAGCCGUCAUUUCGGGAAUUACGGUGACCGAAGCCAACGUUGCUUCCGGAGCCCCAUCAUCUCCUGGCCGCUGUUUCUCUGUGUCUAGCCCCGGCAGAGGACACAAAAUCUUUAUGGUAACACGUGUGGAAAGCCCUCCGGAGCAGCAACAGGUGACUGCAUUGCCGAAAUUUGUCCGCGAGAGGGCGGUAGAGAGCCAAACAUCUGCAACACCAACACAAACCCAUAUAAAAGCACCUUCACAACCGCCUGAUCAGGAAUCAACACAACAGUCUGAGCUCAGUGCGUUAACAUCACAUGCAGAAACAACACCAGUGCUCAACACAUCAACGUCUUCACUUGCGGACGAGCAGGAGAAUGUGACUCAUUCUGAUAAAGUUCAGUUUGAGCAGCAAGCUUCAAUAUCGGGAAGCGCGCAGGAACCAUUUGAAAGCCAAAUUAGACUUGAUCAGACUCACUUAGUGCAGCAGUUACCAGUAGAUACAACGACAAAAAAACCACAAGAGACACAAAAUACCAGUGAGGAGGACCAGCAGGACGAGCAGAUCCAGGAAUCAAGUCCCACCCACACAGAGCCAUCAGUGUCAGGACAAUCCCGGGAUGGGACGCCAAAUCCUGAAGAGCAGCAAGAGCUGCAGCCUUCACUGGAGGUCACAGAUGGUCAUGAACUCCUAGAUACGGAGGGCUGUAGUGCUCAAGCGGGAUCUUCUGAUGAAGAAGCCGAAGGUUGUCCGGUUAUGAGCGCGGGAGCAGUGCUUCCCAACGGGCUGAAGCCAGAAUUUGCCUUUCACCUGAUCGAACCAGAGGGCCUCAAACCAGCCAGCUGCAUUAUGGAGCAUGUGAGCGUGACUGCGGAGCUGAGCUGCGGGCAGGAUUUAGAGGAGCUUCUCCUUGAUGCGAGUCUGGACACCAGCAGAGAUGCACCAUAAUGCUGUAACCUAGGAUCCACACGUGUAGUGAAAACCAGAAGGGCCGGUUUGUUCUUGCCACAUGGCAUUUGCUCAUAUUCCUCUGGACUCUUUCCAUCUUUCUCUUGUGUCUUUUCCACAAAUUUUCAAAACAACACGGAGAACUUCCCUGAAAUGUCCAACCUUAAAAAAAUUAUAUUGAAAUUACGAAAACCUGUGAUUGGUUACUUUGCCGUAAAGUUGUUCAGUAUGUUCGUUCAGCGAUGGUGUUCUUCAAAAACACAGUUACCAAAGACACACACGCGGAGAAACACAAACUUUUCGCUAACCGGCGACCUUCUUCUGUUCCACCCCUUUAUGCUGUUGGCGCGUCACUGCUCACCGUCGCCCCCUCGUGGACUGGAGGUUGUAAUGCAGUAGAAAGACUGACCAGCUGGAACACUUUGAGCAAAGACAUUGAGGCAUUGGUUUUGGCUUUCGGAUCUUGUCGGGCAGGCGGAAGUUGUUUAGCGAGUGCCUCGUCGCACUCGAGUGUAUGUGUGCGUUUGUCAUUAUUAUUGUCUCAUUAACACAAAAAAAGGACUUACCAAAGUGGCACGCAUCCGCUUUUCGUUUGUUCCUGCUGCUGCUCAGGAAUCGGUCAAAACAUCCACUUCUGAUCUCACCAGGUUCCCUCCAUCAACCAGCACCUCUGAAGCCGCGAAAGCGCUUUGAAACCUGCGUGAACAUGUGGAUCAAUCGAUAAUUGUUGAUCUUUAGCGAAUCAUCUGAACGAUCCAGAUGAUUUGGAAAACACAGGCGAAUGAAUUGUACAAUUUUCACUCUUUCUCUCCCACACACACAAAUACUCAUUCUGUCUUCCAUCGGUAACCCUGUGUGUCUCCAUACGUACUCAUCCGAAGACAGGACAUGCCUUUAAACCUUUUUUCAGCUCUUUAUUCUAGCUGCUUGGCUGAAUCAGUUGAUAUUUAUUUUAAACAACCCGAGUCUGUUGUGUGAUUUAGUUUUUUUUUUUUUCCUCCCCGUCUUUUUUUUUUUUUUUUUUUUUUUAAAGCUGUUGUUGUGGGAUUUCCCCCCCUUUGGUGUAUAUUUUCAGAUUCUAUAAAGAGCAAAUAUUAAGUUUAAAGUUUUUUCCUAUUUUGAUUGGUUGGGGUUUGGGAAAGGGGUAGGGCUCUGUUGAUUUAUAUAAAUGGGGGUGGAGCUCUGGGAGAGUAUAUUAUGUAAAUCAAGAGUGUGUUUGGGCAUGAAAGCCGCCAUUUACAAUGAGGCAGUAGAAGUGCCGGACCACAAGACUUCAUGAAGAAAACACUAAACUUGUGUGAAGCUACUGCCGCCGGAGACACUAGAGACUAAACUUUACCUCAAAAGAUGUCACCAACGUUGGACAAAUGAGAAGCUUGUGACAUCGAAGCGAGGCUUGACCCGAUAAAUGUAGUACUUGCCACCAUUCCAGGCUCUGUGGUUGGUGCUUUUCGGUUCCUCUCUCUCUCUGUUUAACGUCUGGUUGAUGUUGACUCUGACUUUGAAAGCAGACGUCUAUCUGCCAGGCUUCAGAGAAGCUUUGCCUCUACAUCCAGAUCGUCUUUGACCUUGAAAUCAACACUUCUGUGCCCCCAACCCGAUGUUUGUAAUGCUUUAUUUUUAGUCAUUUUUAAAAUUACCUGUUAAAUUAAUCAAACUGUACUGGUAACACAAAGAGAUGUGUAUGGCUUUUUCCCUCUCAAAUAAAUGCAUGUAAUGACAAAA